Molecule: messenger RNA, 1234 nt
Organism: Arachis stenosperma
Lineage: Eukaryota; Viridiplantae; Streptophyta; Magnoliopsida; Fabales; Fabaceae
Product: cinnamoyl-CoA reductase CAD2-like
Exons: 6
Coding region: 112-1089 (325 amino acids)
Molecular function (GO): oxidoreductase activity, acting on the CH-OH group of donors, NAD or NADP as acceptor
Source: RefSeq, a predicted model, not a curated record
AAGGAACCCAAGUGUGACUCCUUGUUAAGUAUUGCAAUUGAACUCAAGGUGCGAACUCUUAAGCACAGAAAGCAGCAAAGGAGGAGCGAGUAGCGAAGGAAAGAUUCUAAAAUGAGCAGCGGCGCCGGCAAGUUAGUGUGCGUCACCGGUGCUUCCGGUUACAUUGCUUCAUGGAUCGUCAAGUUUCUUCUUGAUCGCGGUUACACUGUCAAGGCCACCGUCCGUGACACAAAUGAUCCGAGAAAGGUAGAGCACUUGACUAAGCUUGAGGGCGCCAAGGAGAGGCUUCAGUUGUUCAAGGCGAAUCUUCUAGAAGCAGGUUCUUUCGACGCCGUCGUUCAAGGCUGUGAUGGUGUCUUUCAUACUGCAUCUCCCUUUUAUCAUGAUGUCAAGGAUCCACAGGCUGAAUUAUUGGAUCCGGCGCUGAAAGGAACCCUAAAUGUUCUUCAAUCAUGUGUGAAAUCGCCGUCUGUGAAGCGUGUGGUUUUAACUUCUUCAAUGGCUGCAGUUUCAUAUGAUGGAAGGCCUCGGACUCCUGAAGUAGUAGUUGAUGAGACUUGGUUUUCCGAUCCAAAUUUCUGUAGGGAGUCGAAGAUGUGGUAUGUUCUUUCAAAGACAUUGGCUGAAGAUGCUGCCUGGAAAUUUGCAAAAGAAAACAACAUUGACAUCGUCACUAUUAACCCAGCAAUGGUGAUUGGGCCUCUUUUGCAACCAGUACUUAACACAAGUGCUGCUGCAGUUUUGAAUGUAAUUAAUGGUGCACAGACAUUUCCAAAUGCUACUUUUGGAUGGGUCAAUGUGAAAGAUGUUGCAAAUGCUCAUAUUCAGGCGUAUGAAAUUCCUUCAGCUAGUGGGAGAUAUUGUAUGGUAGAGAGAGUAGUACAUUUCUCAGAGUUUGUGAAAAUUUUACGUGAUUUAUACCCAGCAUUACCCCUUCCAGAGAGGCCCGCCGAUGAUAAGCCGUAUGUGCCAACAUAUCAAGUUUCAAAAGAAAGGGCAAAGAGCUUGGGACUUGAAUUUAUUCCUUUGGAAGUGAGCCUCAAGGAGACCGUCGAAAGCUUGAAAGAAAAGAAAUUCACCAACUUUUAAUUCAUCGUAUAUUAGUAGAGGAGAUAAUGUUAAGUUGUGUAUUUGAAUGUACUUGCUCAUGACACUAAUGCAAUAAAUGGGAAUAGUACUUGUACUGCAGGUUGCAGAUCAUGGAAUAAAAGUUUGGAAGGAAUGUUGAUAUGAA